Messenger RNA from Truncatella angustata, 776 nucleotides. RefSeq lists its product as uncharacterized. The annotation marks the transcript as partial. NCBI's taxonomy places the organism in Eukaryota, Fungi, Ascomycota, Sordariomycetes, Amphisphaeriales, Sporocadaceae. The transcript has 2 exons. The record is from RefSeq and is a predicted model, not a curated record.
GCCAGCUUGAUUUAUGCCGCGGCGCCAAGUUUGAAGACAACGUCGACCUUGUCCAAAGCUUCACUGCCGGUCAAAUCAUCAGGAUGCAGGCGAUUCUACCCAUCCCCCACGAAGGACCAAUGAAUGUCUCAGUUGUCGAUACAGCCACAAAUGCUGUGAUCGGUGAUCCAUUGAUCGAGUUUGCGAGCUACGCGGAUGAGAGCCUGGCAGAAUUACCAGCGAAUAACACGGACUUUUCAGUCACAAUUCCACAACUGGAAGCAGGGCAGUGCGCGCAAGCUGGUGAUUGCGUUCUGCAAUGGUUUUGGUUUGGUACUGCAGCUCAACAGACGUAUGAGAGUUGCGUGGAUUUUGUCUUAGUGUAAGAAUGCUCGUAGCUGCAGCGUAUGUUAUAGCCAAACUAUAGAUAUCCAGCUUGACGAAGUCGCAUAAAUCCCAAUACCUAUCAUGUGGCUGGUUUUUUUUCCUUCAACUUAUAUGCUCUUAAGGUUGUUCCAUAUACAAUAUCAGUGAAAGCCCACUGGCGACCAGCUCUAGCUCCCGUUGAGUAUUAUGUAUGACCUGUUGUACAGUAUGGGACCGUUUAAUGUAGCGAUAAUGAUAACCUGGCUGAAUCGAUGUGUAAAUCUGCUUUGGAACUUGAUGAACGCGACGACGUUCGAAGGCAGUUUGAAGACGAAUCAGCAUGGCUCAAAUAGGAUUGUCUAAGAUAGUAGCGAAUUGAAUAUACAGGCUUGAGGGUGGCAGAUACGCAGGUUACCGUUAUCAGUUUGUGC